AUGGCCAGAGUAAUCGGGGGAGAUGUCUGGGAAAAUACUCGAACGAACUUUGGAGUAGAUCCCGUCAGCACCAAUCAGCAGUUCGGCUUUUUCCUGAGUUCCAUCCGCGAACUCGAAGACAACAUUAUCACUGUUGCAAUCUUCAUGUAUAAGCUUGAGCAGGCCCAUAGCCAGCAGACCAUCAUCUAA
Penicillium angulare is the source of this 189-nucleotide messenger RNA. RefSeq lists its product as uncharacterized. The record is from RefSeq and is a predicted model, not a curated record. NCBI's taxonomy places the organism in Eukaryota, Fungi, Ascomycota, Eurotiomycetes, Eurotiales, Aspergillaceae. The coding region runs from base 1 to 189 and encodes 62 amino acids. The transcript has 2 exons.